This is a messenger RNA of Penicillium verhagenii, 1452 nucleotides long. RefSeq lists its product as uncharacterized. NCBI's taxonomy places the organism in Eukaryota, Fungi, Ascomycota, Eurotiomycetes, Eurotiales, Aspergillaceae. Gene Ontology annotation, molecular function: nucleobase transmembrane transporter activity. The transcript has 7 exons. Gene Ontology annotation, cellular component: plasma membrane. Gene Ontology annotation, biological process: nucleobase transport; transmembrane transport. The record is from RefSeq and is a predicted model, not a curated record. The coding region runs from base 1 to 1452 and encodes 483 amino acids.
AUGAUCUCUUCCAUUGCCAUGGCCUUCAACUCCCGCGCGGCAAGUGUUUACCAUAUCGGCUUCCCUGUUGUCGCUCGCAGUGUCUUUGGAAUGUGGGGCAGCUAUUACUUCGUGGCAGCACGGGCUGUUCUGGCGGUGAUUUGGUACUCUGUGCAAAUGUACUAUGGCGCUGAAUACAUGCACAAUAUGCUACGAGCCAUAUUCGGGCACAACUUCACAGACAUUCCGAAUAAACUUCCAGCCAGUGCGGGGAUAACGACUUCUCUCAUGCUUGCUUUCUUCCUCAGCUGGCUGGUCCAUCUUCCAUUUUGCUAUUUCAGGCCAUAUCAGUUACGCAAAUUCUUUUGGUUCAAAACUAUCGUUUCGCUGCCAUCUAUGUUUGGCUUGUUUAUUUGGGCCAUGAUUAACACAAACGCGAAAAUCGGAAGCUUGUAUGGGGUUUCCUCACGAUCAUCAAGUGCGACUGCUUGGUUGAUUCUUUCUGGAAUCAACAGUGGUAUGGGAAAUACCGCAACAUUAAUCACUAAUCAACCGGAUUAUGCUCGCUGGGCUAAAUCACGCGGCGCACCCAUCUGGACCCAGCUUAUUGUCAAUCCCUUGGCAGUUACACUCUCAGCCUCCCUGGGAAUCCUUGCCACUAGCGCUGUAAAUGCCAAAUAUGGCACUGAUAUUUGGAACCAAUGGGACAUGAUGAACCUGAUCCUGGAUCAAUACUGGUCUUCAAAGACCAGAUUCGCCAUUUUCCUAUGUGCAUUUGCAUGGUUUGUCCAGAUUCUUGGAACGAACAUCGCCGCAAAUAUGAUGUCUUUUGGCGCCGACUCAGCCAUGCUACUCCCAUCUUUCCUCAAUAUUCGCCGAGGUCAAUUUAUUGUGCAAUUCCUUGCUUGGGUCGCGUGUCCUUGGAAGAUCAUGACAUCUGCUGCUAAGUUCCAGACUUUCCUUGGUGGAUACGGUCUCUUCAUGGCAAGUGUGGUUGCGAUCAUGGUUUGCGACUACUUCUGCCUUACACGUGGUAACAUCACGACUGCCUCACUCUUUGUCCCAACAAAAGCCAAUAAAAACUAUUGGUAUCAUGGCGGAGUAAAUAUUCAAGCCGUGAUAGCAUAUCUCAUUGGCAUUGCGCUCCCAUUUCCCGGAUUCUGUGGUGAACUUGGUGCCAAAGUCUCGACCUCGGCUGCACGUAUCAUGGACAUCGCCUGGCUAACGGCAUUUGCGGUAUCCUUCGUAUCUUACUAUGUGAUCUGCACUUUUUGGCCAACCUCUAGCAUCCGCGAUGCCAAGGAGAGAGGAUUGACACGCGAACAACUGGGCAACGAAGAGGAAGAAUACUAUGGCUCUGCCAUUUCCAAAGACGAAGAGUUUAUGGCCGCUGCCGUUUCCUCGGGAAGGUUUUAUGAGAAAGAGGGCCAUGAUGUCCCAAAAGCAUUUUCGGGGCGGGCUUUUUCAGAAUAA